AUGACAGACAACAUCGCGAUCCCCGCUGCCGUCAAGGCGGCCGAUAUCAACCUCUGGAAAUGCGCGACAAAGGCCCUCCAGCUUCAAACAGUAAAACCGGAGAUUGCGUAUUGGUGCAAUUAUUGGGUCGUCAACCAGAUCCUUAACCGGGGACUCCACAAAGAGAAUGACGAAAUGAUGACUUAUACGAUGGACUUGAUGGGGAAGCUGGAACAGGCACGCUUUAUUCCGCCUCCCUUUACCACUUCUCUUGCUGACUGUUGUUCCCUACAGGCCAAAGCUGAGCACCCGAACGAAGAUGCCUACACAGACGACGAGGUCGGCCAGCUUGUCGUCGACAAAUUCGCACAGGAAACCCUUGAUCGCGCCGAGCGAGUGGUCAAGGCAAACAAAGUGACACAGCAAACGGCCAUGACGUUCGAUGCCGCCGCAACCUUCUUCCACCUGGUCAACAUCUGGGGCCCUCCCGACGAGGAGACGCAGCAAAAGAUUAAAUACGCAAAAUGGAACGCCGCACGCAUCGCAAAGGCCAUCAAGGAGGGCAGGGACCCUAACGAAUCCAACCCGAAACGAGAAGAACCCCAACUGCCGGCCUUGGACCCCAGUGAUCCAGAAGUUCAGACAUUGACCGGUUCGGUCGAAAAGACAUCACCACCACCCCUUUCGGUCACAGUGGAGGAGGUCCCAGACAGAGACUUGCAGAGGACAGACGCUGCCGGCGUGUCUCUGCCAAUCAGCCCAGCCUCGGCUGGCCCAUCCCCGAUAUCCGAAGCCGAACUCAAGCUGCCCGGUGUACCCAGUGGGCUUGCUGAGCCAGCACCGUCAACAGUCUCCUUGGACUUGGACACUCCAGUCUCAGCUCCCACACAUAACCCUGUCAACUACAGGCCUGAGCCCGAUCUCCCAUCCGCCCCCAGCGCACUCUCAUCCUACCCGGAUCGUGAUAUCUCGAUGCCAGAUGCGGGCACUGCAGCUUGGACACCGGGUGCUGAUCGCCAGCCUCCCGCUCCGCCUGUCGUUCCUCCCACGUUUGCUCCCAGUGCACCAUCAACAGCUGCUGUGGUAUCGCCGCCUGUCAACCAGCCAACUGACUUUUCCUUCCAGAAUCCAGCUCCUGCAGCUGCCCAAGCUCCCGCAGUUCCCAGUCUACAGCCAGUUCCUACCCCACUAGCUGUCUCUGCAGCCACUUAUGCAUCUUCGCAAGUUGCUGGAGGUUUCACAACCGACGAAGCUGCCAUGGCCUCAGCCCAGAAGCACGCUAAAUGGGCUAUUUCAGCAUUGAACUUUGAAGAUGUUCCUACGGCGGUGAAGGAGCUAAGGAAAGCGUUGGAGGUCCUGGGUGCAGCGUAG
Molecule: messenger RNA, 1350 nt
Organism: Neurospora tetrasperma FGSC 2508
Lineage: Eukaryota; Fungi; Ascomycota; Sordariomycetes; Sordariales; Sordariaceae
Exons: 2
Coding region: 1-1350 (449 amino acids)
Biological process (GO): late endosome to vacuole transport via multivesicular body sorting pathway
Cellular component (GO): multivesicular body
Source: RefSeq, a predicted model, not a curated record